This is a messenger RNA of Racocetra persica, 159 nucleotides long. NCBI's taxonomy places the organism in Eukaryota, Fungi, Glomeromycota, Glomeromycetes, Diversisporales, Gigasporaceae. The record is from the annotation of a GenBank genome assembly.
GAAGAUCAUAUUAAAAAAGACCACAAAGAGCUUAAAGCUUUAAUAGAGACAAGAAAACUACUAAAAGAAGCCAAAGAACAGCAAGAAAAAGCAAAAACCAAGAGUUCUGGUCUUCUAGAAAUUGAUUUUAGUCAAAACAACCUAUAUAUUAACCAGGAA